GUCACUUUUGGUGAUUACAUAUAUAAACCUCGACAAUAACCUUCCCGACAAAAUCACUACCAUUUCGAUUCAAGCAAGCAGCGGCCAUUGCAACACGAGGAUUGUUAGAAGAUAAGAAGAAUGGUGGCUUUUACAUUGCCUCAAAACUCUUCCAUUCAGUGUCUAAGAUCUUCUUUGCUUCCUCAUAAACCUCAAUAUCUCAACAAACCUUCACAGAAGUUACUUCCUGUAAAUGAUACUAAAUUACAUGGAAUUGGAAUUCGAUCAAAAGAAACAAGAGUUGUACCAAAAAUAUGUCAUGCCAUUUCUGAGAAAGCAUCAUUAGGAGGUGUCUUGCCCAAAAAUAACAACCCUGUAAUUGUGAUUGACAAUUAUGACAGCUUCACUUACAAUCUUUGUCAGUAUAUUGGAGAACUUGGAUGCAACUUUGAAGUUUACAGAAAUGAUGAACUUACCGUUGAUGAACUCAAAAAGAAAAAUCCUAGAGGAAUUCUCAUAUCUCCUGGACCAGGUGCUCCACAAGAUUCAGGAAUUUCAUUACAAACAGUACUUGAACUUGGACCUGAUAUACCUUUAUUUGGUGUAUGCAUGGGAUUACAAUGCAUUGGUGAAGCUUUUGGAGGGAAAAUCGUGCGAUCUCCUUUCGGUGUAAUGCAUGGAAAAAGCUCACUUGUUUAUCAUAACGAAGGCGGAGAAGAUAGUUUAUUUUCAGGCAUAUCAAACCCAUUUAUUGUUGGUAGAUAUCAUAGCCUUGUAAUUGAGAAAGAGAGCUUUCCUAGUGAUGCACUUGAAAUCACUGCAUGGACAGAGGAUGGAUUAGUUAUGGCUGCACGUCACAAAAUAUAUCGCCAUUUACAGGGGGUACAGUUUCAUCCAGAGAGCAUUAUUACAACCGAAGGCAAGACAAUUGUUGGUAACUUUAUUAAACUCAUAGAGACCAAGGAAGAAGCUCAAGCUAUUUCUAGAAAUUAAAUUUGGGAAAAUUUAAUAUCUUUAAGAGUUUUUUUUUUCAAGGUACAUGAUUUUGACGUUUUGAUAUUCAAACUAGGAAGAUUAAGUUAAGGGUUCGUUUUUCUUUUUGUAGUUUUUUUAUACCAUAUUUUGCUUAUGUUAUAGAUUUUAUAACUUGUUGGGAAAACAUAUGUGAAGAGGUGAAAUUUGAAAUUGGGAUUUUGGUA
This is a messenger RNA of Lactuca virosa, 1178 nucleotides long. NCBI's taxonomy places the organism in Eukaryota, Viridiplantae, Streptophyta, Magnoliopsida, Asterales, Asteraceae. The record is from the annotation of a GenBank genome assembly.